AUGACUGUUGUUACUCUUCCUGAACCUUUUGCUAGCAUUCCCCGAGAGAACUUUCUCUUCGGCGCAUCGCCUCUUCAGCCCCUCCCUAGAAUAUCCGCUGCUCUUGGUGGAAAGGUCAAUGUCUAUGCGAAGCGCGAGGACUGCAAUUCCGGUCUCGCCUACGGUGGUAACAAAGUCCGAAAACUAGAGUAUCUCGCUGCUGAGGCUCAAGCUCAAGGAUGUGAUACCCUCGUCUCCAUCGGCGGCGUCCAAUCCAACCACACCCGCGCCGUAACCGCCGUCGCUACAAAGCUCGGUCUCAAAGCCGCCACUGUUCAAGAACACUGGGUUGAUUGGGAAGAUCCCGGUUAUGAAAAGGUCGGCAACAUUCAGCUCUCGCGACUCAUGGGCGGUGAUGUGAGACUUGACCCUUCGACAUUCGGUAUUGAGCACAAGACAACUCUCGCCAAGCUUACAGAUGAGCUUAAGAGCAACGGUCGCAAGCCCUACUAUAUCCCUGCUGGAGCUUCAGACCAUCCUCUUGGUGGUCUGGGUUUCGCACGCUGGGCAUUUGAAGUUGAAGCCCAAGAGAAGGAAUUGGGUAUUUUCUUCGACACCAUCAUCGUAUGCGCCGUAACAGGCUCUACAUUCGCCGGCAUGAUCGCCGGUUUCAAACUCGCCCAAAAGAACGGUUCUCCCGCCCGCAAGAUAAUCGGCAUCGACGCCUCUGGAAAAGUGCAACAAACAUUCGACCAAGUUCUGCGCAUCGCCAAAUCCACAGCUGCAAAGAUCGGUCUCAGCGAGGACGACAUCACAGCCGACGAUGUUAUCCUCGACCCUAACUACAACGCCAAGAUCUACGGUAUUCCUGACGAGACUACCAUUGAGGCUAUGAAGUUUGGCGCUGCUACUGAGGCGUUCAUUACGGAUCCUGUAAUAAUGAGUGAACCUCAAGACACCAAAACAGCUGUUUUCUCCGCGAUAACGGACUUCUUCAAUGUCUCCUCUAAAAACCCCGAAGAUGCCCGCAACCACCUUCUCGAGACCUCUUACGCCAUACAGUCCACCCCAGACACUAUCGAACAGACAACACUGGGAGAGCUAUUUCUCAGCGACAACAAGCAAAAAGGCCGUCUUGAAUGGGCUAUAGACGAACCUCAAGAACUCUUCAUCCACGAAAAACUAGCUGCAGUUUGGACCGGGUGGUCCAUCCGCACCGAUGACGGUACCAUCAUCAGCCAUAAGAAGGGCAUCCUAGGAUUAGCUUACACCGAUGGGCACUGGAAGAUCUCAGGCCUCGCUUCAACGGAGCGCUCCCUCGAAACACCCAAACCAGAGGAUGAAUCAGCCCUCACCCGAGAAGAAAUCAUGAAGCCCAUUAACGCUCUUCUAGAUGAUUUUUCUCAUCCGGACUGGGACGUCCUCAAACAAUGGUUUCUCCCCAAUGCUGGCGUGACUUUAUACAGACCACCCGCUGACCCAGCCCCUAUGACUAUGGAGCAGUCCAUCGUUCGGCUGCAGGGUAUGAUCAAGAGUGGGAUUACUAUCCAAGAGAAGUUGCAUGAUAUUCAGGUUCGAAAACAUGGGGAUAUUGCGUUGGUUUGGGCGCCGUUUGUGGUUGAGAUUAACGGGGAGCCUAAACAUAAUGGUGUUAAUGCGUUUACGCUUUUGAGAAGAGAGGGGAGCUGGGUGUUUAGUGGAUGUCAGGACUAUGGUGUUGCUUUGUAG
Messenger RNA from Fusarium redolens, 1707 nucleotides. Its product is annotated as tryptophan synthase beta subunit-like PLP-dependent enzyme. Gene Ontology annotation, molecular function: D-cysteine desulfhydrase activity; 1-aminocyclopropane-1-carboxylate deaminase activity; pyridoxal phosphate binding. Gene Ontology annotation, biological process: amine catabolic process. NCBI's taxonomy places the organism in Eukaryota, Fungi, Ascomycota, Sordariomycetes, Hypocreales, Nectriaceae. The record is from RefSeq and is a predicted model, not a curated record. The transcript has 3 exons. The coding region runs from base 1 to 1707 and encodes 568 amino acids.